This is a messenger RNA of Coccidioides immitis RS, 927 nucleotides long. Its product is annotated as inositol oxygenase 1. The transcript is spliced from 2 exons. Gene Ontology annotation, cellular component: cytoplasm. Bases 1 to 927 code for a protein of 308 amino acids. Gene Ontology annotation, molecular function: iron ion binding; inositol oxygenase activity. Lineage: Eukaryota; Fungi; Ascomycota; Eurotiomycetes; Onygenales; Onygenaceae. The record is from RefSeq and is a predicted model, not a curated record. Gene Ontology annotation, biological process: inositol catabolic process.
AUGGCCCCAGAACUUCUACUAGAAACAAACCUGGUCCCCACUGGCCACCAGCUGGAGAAUGUGUCAGACAAUAUUGAUACUGUGAACGAGCUCAAAGCCUCACUCAAGCAAACCGAUGGUCCAUCACAGCAAUUCGGCGACAACAAAGACAAAUCCAAAUUCCGUCAAUAUGAAGAGGCCUGCGAUCGGGUGAAGUCCUUUUACGAAGAGCAACAUACCAAGCAGACUGUCGCCUAUAACAUCCAAGCACGACACGAUUUUCAUUCCAAAAUAAGGGCCGAGAUGAGUGUAUGGGACGCGAUUGUCAAAUUGGACACAUUGAUCGAUGAGUCCGACCCGGAUACGUCACUGUCCCAGAUACAUCACCUUUUCCAAUCUGCAGAGGCCAUCCGCCGAGAUGGAAAGCCAAGAUGGAUGCAGCUUGUCGGUUUGAUACACGAUCUCGGCAAGCUCCUCCACUUCUUCGGCGCUAAAGGCCAGUGGGAUAUCGUUGGCGACACAUUCCCAGUCGGCUGUGCAUUCGACGAAACAAUCAUCUAUCCGGAUACCUUCGUCAACAACCCGGACUACAAGCAUGAUGUGUACAGCACCAAAUACGGUAUAUACAAGCCAAAUUGUGGACUCGAUAAAGUUAUGUUAUCCUGGGGUCAUGACGAAUACCUCUACACGGUGGUCAAGUCCCAGUCCACGCUACCGGAGGAGGGACUUGCCAUGAUUCGGUACCAUUCAUUUUACCCGUGGCAUACGGCUGGUGCCUAUCGACACCUGAUGAACGGCCGAGAUUAUGAGAUGUUAGAGGCUGUAAAGGCCUUUAACCCUUAUGAUCUUUACAGCAAAUCAGAUGAAGUGCCUGACGUCGAAAAGCUAAAGCCUUACUACCUCGGACUUAUCGAUGAAUUUUUCCCUCAGAAAAUUAUUAGGUGGUGA